UCAUCUUUUUCAUUAGGUUUUCAUGGAGUCGCCUUUUGCAAAAUUGGAAGUUGAAGUUGCCCCUGUUGACUCAAGGCAUCCAUCCCCCAAUGCCGAGUUAAUAGCUAGCUAUGCAUGUGUUACUAAAGAAGUUUUGAGCAUUAGAUCCGACUUGAGCGUCGAGGAUAUAGUUGGGCUUCCGGUUGGUAAUCCGGUUGGGUUUAAUAUUUUCCUUCUGCCGAAGACAAACCUGUUUGUUCCUGGAGAAAUUCGGAGGAGACUCCUUUCUUUUUCUUCUACCGUGAUUUAAUAACUAAAGUUGGUAUUCGGUUUUGUUUCUCCGAAUUUUAAGUUCAACUAUUAAGCCACGUCUCGCUCCUUCUCAUUUCAUUCCAAUGGUUCGGCAUACAUAAACCUUUGAAAAGCUCUCGUCAAAGGUGUAAGAGUUGUUUUGAACAAUGGAUCUAAUGGUAACCCUGGCUGAUAUGCCGGCUUUAAUAUGCAAUAAACUUGAUUUGUUUGGGGUCUUUGAGUCCCUUUUCGUAUUGUACUAAAUAUCGCUAGGAUUGUUUCUCAUUUUUUUUUCUUUUUUCCUUUAAUUUUCAGCAUUAUUACUGAAUCUUUAUUUUUGAUUGACUUACUCUUGAAUUUCAUAUUUUUCUGAAAUUCUAGCCCGGGUUAUGAUAUACCGCGGCAUCAUUAUUUCAGAUUUAGCUUUUUUUAUUUUAUUUUGCAACAUAAGAAAGACCUGGCCAAGGUCAUAGGGUAUGUUCCGAUCACUUGGUAUUUCUGACAGUUGAACAAUAUGGCGCGGUUGUGGACAAAUAUAAAGAGGUUGAAUUAUUUUUUAUGAAGAGAGACGGACGCCGGGUGAAUUUUACGUAUGAAAACAUCUAUUCUCAUUCCGCUGGCGGCUGGCUACAGGGUCUAUGAUAAAUUUUGAUAACGAAGAUAGUGAAUUUGAGUUUAUGAUUGCUUUCAAAUUACUUCGAAUUUUUUUUUACACGAACUCUUUUUCAAUGCUUCACAACUGUCUCCUAUGGGAUAUGGUAAAAAGAGGUACAAGUUUUUCCAUUAUGGGAACUGAUAAGGAAAUAUAAUUAGAAUUUUAUAUGUUUUGACUUGGAUAAGAUUCAUUUAUUAAACUUUAUGUAAUUUUUUUUACGUUUAAUUAUAAUUGCUUGCCUACUAAUUUUGUUAUCUUUUCCUUCAUUGCAUGGUUGAAAAAAAAAAAAUCUUGCAAAAACGGGGUAACCUUCAAUCUAGCAAGUGAAGGAGGGAGCAGGAUAGCGGUGCUACGAAAAGACAACCCGAGUUCCAGCUAUUUGUUUCGACUGAUUAACGAUCGUAGUAAGUAAAUGGGUCCCACCACAAAUCACUUGUGGUCCCAGCACCAUCGUUUUGGUCACAACUCCACUCUGUCAGCCACCAAAUCAUUAAAUGAUAUGUCGUUUUGAUGCGAGUCUACGCUGCAUUAUAGUCAAACUCAUAUAUCUUCCGUGCACUUCCACCCACUGUAUCCGAUCCCAUCAUUUCUUUUUAUACAAUACAAAUACCUCAGAGAGCAAAACAAAUUUUUGCACUGGCGUCCACAAACGCGAAUCCCUAAUUCGACUCUAGGGCAGGUGCUGACUGCUGCCUAAAGAAAACAUUUUUUAAUUUCUCGUUUGGUAUAUUUUUAUUGGGUUAUUUUAUUUUAUUUUAUUCUAUUCCUUAUUUUUAACAUUUGUAAAGUUAAUGAUGAAAAUAAGAUAAAUAUUAUUCACAUGAAGCGAAGCAUGAAAUGGAUGAGUAACAAGUGAAGAAUAAAAAAGGGAAAGCUAAUACGGGGAAAAGGUGGGGUUUGGAAGUAGAAAAAAUAAAAUAAAAUAAAAAGAAGGAAAGGAAGAGAAGGGGGGUAGUAUUAUAAUGAAAGGACGAAGCUAAAGAUAUGAAGAUAAAUUAAGGAGAGCAGAAAAAAGGGAGUGAAGUGAGUGAGGAAGAAAGAAGAGGGAAUCGAAAUUGAAUAUUGAAAUCAUGGCAGUUUCUGUAACUAUUUUAGUCCUCAUCAUCUCUCUGCAUCUCAUAGCUUUCGUCUUCGCCGUUGGCGCCGAACGACGUCGUAGUGCGGCCAAAGUGGUCCCCGAUGAGUACGACGACCGAACUUUCUGCGUUUACACCACCGAUGCCUCCACCGUUUACGGCUUAGCCGCCUUCGCCCUCUUGCUCCUCAGCCACGCCGUCCUUAACGCCGUCACCAGAUGCCUUUGCUGCGGCAAAGGCCUUGUCUCCGGUUGGUCCACCACUUGCGCCGUCAUCUUCUUCAUUCUCUCAUGGGUUAGUUUUUUGGGAGCAGAGGUAUGCUUGGUAGCAGGGUCUGCGAGGAACGCAUACCACACCAAGUACCGAGGGUAUUUUGGGGCGGAUGACUUGUCUUGUGCCACCCUCCGCAAAGGUGUAUUUGCUGCUGGGGCUGCCUUGACUCUGUUUUCCAUGUUGGUCUCCAUUUUGUACUAUUGGGCACAUUCUAGAGCUGACACUGGCUUCUGGGAGAAGCACCGCAAUGAAGGUCUCGGAUUGGCCACACACCACCACCACCAACAAGGUGCUGAGUCUGACAAGGCCUGAAAAUUCAUUGGUUUGAACAGACCGGGCUAAUUUACACAAUUUUGGUGGUUUCUUUUUUUGGUUGGAUAAGGGAUGUGGGGGGUUAAGGAAGAUGAACAAUGUUUUCAAAACCUUGUUCAUGUAUUAAUGGGAGAAUAUAUAUAAUAUUUAUGCUAUGGGAGGAGAAUGCUGCAAACGAUAUAGAUAGAUGGUAGUAGUAUGGUGCUGGUGGUUUGUUCAGUAUGUUCCCUACCAAUUUCUAGUUUUAGUGUUUUAAACCUUGUUCUUUGAACAUCUGGCCUCCUCCCACUAUUUGCUUUUAGUGUCUGAGUUGCUUGCGUUUUUGUAAUAUAAAACUUGCAUAGUAAACUUAACCUGAGUAAAAGCCCUUCUACUCGAGGUUCAACAAAAAGAA
This is a messenger RNA of Gastrolobium bilobum, 2980 nucleotides long. RefSeq lists its product as uncharacterized. Bases 1996 to 2586 code for a protein of 196 amino acids. Lineage: Eukaryota; Viridiplantae; Streptophyta; Magnoliopsida; Fabales; Fabaceae. The transcript has 4 exons. The record is from RefSeq and is a predicted model, not a curated record.